Molecule: messenger RNA, 2453 nt
Organism: Jatropha curcas
Lineage: Eukaryota; Viridiplantae; Streptophyta; Magnoliopsida; Malpighiales; Euphorbiaceae
Product: phosphatidate cytidylyltransferase 1
Cellular component (GO): endoplasmic reticulum membrane
Molecular function (GO): phosphatidate cytidylyltransferase activity
Source: RefSeq, a predicted model, not a curated record
UAAAAUUAGUAAUUGUUCCCUGGGAAUUAUUCUUUGCUUUGCUUUGCUUUCCUUUCCUUUCCUUUGCUUUGGCUUGCUCGCCCCUCUAAUCCAUUAUUCUCAUUCUCUCCACUAAGGGCUUCUCUUCUGUUUCACUCUCACAGCUGCUUUCAACUGAAACCAGGUAUUCUUUCUUUUUAGCUAGCUUACAUGCGUCAUGCUUUCUGUGUAUGGCAUGGAUCUUCUCGUCCGAACUCUUUUAUUUUCGGAUGUGGGUUUUCCUGCGAAUUGUCAUGCCAUUCUGUUUCAGGUGCGAAGCACUCUAUGUUGAAACACUAUCGCUAGCAGCGCGACCCAGGUUGUGGAUUAAAGUAGGCUUUCGAGCCAGAUGCUUGGUUAAUACUUUCCGGCAGAGGGAAAACAUGCAUUUUCUUUCUUUCAUCCGUAGAUGUUGGAGAUUGUUUUUCUGAAUGAAAUAGUUAUUCUAGAUCAGGUUGAUAGCCAAAAGGGUGCACUUUUACUCAAGAAGACAUCUGCUUAUAUGCUCAUAAUUUUUGUUUCCUGGAUGAAGCGUGUUUGCUCUUCGUUGAUACUGCCUUUGUACUGAAAAUUGUGCCAAUUUCCUAGGCUACAUAUAGAUGCAGUUUUUUUUUUUUUAGAUUGUUAAUCAAGUGAAAGUAAGUACAUAGCCAUGCAAAGGGAUAACAGCACUAGUGCCCCAUCAACACCCCGGCUUCGGCACCGCAGGCGCUCCAACGAGGUUAUUCCAGAGGCUAGUAAGGAAAAUGGAGGCCAUUUACUGCUUCAUGAUCGAAACAAAUACAAGUCAAUGUGGAUCCGUGCAUACUCGACCAUUUGGAUGAUUGGGGGCUUUGCUUUUAUUGUCUACAUGGGUCAUCUCUAUAUCACAGCAAUGGUGGUUGUCAUUCAAAUAUUUAUGGCCAAAGAACUAUUCAAUUUACUUAGGAAAGCCCAUGAAGAUAGGCACCUCCCAGGUUUUAGACUUCUAAAUUGGCACUUCUUCUUCACUGCAAUGCUAUUUGUCUAUGGCCGCAUUCUCAGUCAAAGGCUAGUCAAUACUGUAACUUCAGACAAAUUCUUGUAUCAGCUCGUGAGCAGCCUCAUCAAGUAUCAUAUGGCUAUUUGUUAUUUCUUGUAUAUUGCAGGUUUUAUGUGGUUCAUUCUCACGCUAAAGAAGAAGAUGUACAAGUAUCAAUUUGGCCAGUAUGCAUGGACGCACAUGAUUCUUAUUGUGGUGUUUACUCAAUCCUCUUUCACUGUGGCCAAUAUUUUUGAAGGAAUUUUCUGGUUUCUUCUUCCAGCCACACUAAUUGUCAUCAACGACAUUUUUGCUUAUAUCUUCGGUUUCUUCUUUGGAAAAACCCCUUUGAUCAAGUUAUCACCAAAGAAAACGUGGGAGGGAUUCAUUGGAGCAUCUGUGACAACUAUGAUCUCUGCAUUUGUGCUUGCAAAUGUCAUGGGGCGUUUUCAGUGGCUAACAUGUCCAAGGAAGGACUUAUCAAGUGGUUGGCUUCAAUGUGAUCCUGGGCCUUUAUUUAAGCCGGAGUAUUUCACUUUACCAGAAUGGAUUCCUGAAUGGUUUCCGUGGAAAGAAGUCUCCAUUCUGCCUGUUCAGUGGCAUGCCAUGUGCCUUGGUCUGUUUGCCUCAAUAAUAGCACCUUUUGGAGGCUUUUUUGCAAGUGGUUUUAAAAGAGCUUUUAAAGUCAAGGAUUUUGGUGACAGUAUUCCUGGCCAUGGUGGAAUUACAGAUAGAAUGGAUUGUCAGAUGGUGAUGGCUGUGUUUGCAUACAUCUAUCAUCAAUCAUUCGUCGUGCCUCAAAGUAUCUCAGUUGAGAUGAUACUAGAUCAGAUCUUGACGAACCUUACUUUUGAGGAGCAGCAUGCUUUGUACACAAAGCUUGGUGAAAUCAUUCAGGAAAGGCUGGUCGGACGUUCUUAGCCCACAUCCAUAAUGUUCUAACUCUGCGCAGCAUGUGAUACAUGGUAGCCAAGCAGUGAAAGAGAAAUGUUUGUAUAUGUUGACUUUCCUAUUUCGGAUUCGAAAUCUCUAGGUGGAGGCAUUCUUUAGUGUGCGCACUAUGUACAGCAUUAACAGGAUAUUCAUAAACUGUCAACGGCAUGUAUUGUUGAUUCUCUUCUUAAAACUGCAAUACAAUGGAAGAAUGAGAGGUGGCACAGGCAACUGAAGCUAUUUCCAAAGCCAGAUGAAAAGCUAAUAACAGUGUCAUGGCAGCACCAUUAUUGAGAAACCUAGAGAAAUGAGUUGAUUCAAGCUAGGUAAAGAGUGAUCUGCAUGUUACUUGUAAUUCCAGAAUCAAGCUGGCCGAAGAAUCUGAAAGUUCUCAAUCAGUUGGAAACGUUUAAGAUUCAUCAAUGAGUAGGUUUUGUUGGUUUUUCAUUAAAAUUAGAAACUCAAUGCACUUAGUGAAUAUGGAACAUUUCGGGUUGCUCUA